AUGCAUGUAAUCCUAACCGGCGCAACGGGGCUCGUGGGCUCUACGACUCUGCUCGCAUUGAUGAGCAUGAAAGACAUCGCCAAGAUCUCUAUUCUGAGUCGUCGACCGGUGCCCAUGCUUGAUGCGAUGAAGGAUGAACGUGUUGAGGUUAUAAUUCAUGACAAUUUCGAGAAAUACGAUUCAACAUUACUUGACCGCCUCAGAGGUGCAAAUGGGUGCGUGUGGGCACUUGGUAUCAGCCAAAAUGCCGUGGGUAAAGAAGAAUACAUCCGUAUUACAAAGUCAAUGACACUCGAAGCGGCUCAGGCCUUUGGGAAGAUUAAAUCGGAUUCUAAAAAUUUCAGCUUCGUCUUCGUGUCGGGAGAAGGUGCGACAAUGGAGCCGGGCUUUUUCACGCCUCUCUUCGGUCGUGUCAAGGGCGAGACAGAAAUCGCCCUUAUGGAGCUUGAGAAAAAGAUCCCUCACUUGCGACCAGUCAUAGUUCGUCCCGCUAUGGUUGAUUAUGAGGACCAUGAUGAACUGCAACAGUGGAUUCCGUCAGCAACUGGCCUGAAGCGGUUGGCAGAAAGUAUUUUGGGUCCAAUCAAACGAAGUUCAGUCAAGACAAUGCAUAGCCCAACAAAACCUUUUGGCGGAAUUAGCGACGGGAUCAUUGGAUAG
Aspergillus chevalieri is the source of this 660-nucleotide messenger RNA. Its product is annotated as putative nucleoside-diphosphate-sugar epimerases. Bases 1 to 660 code for a protein of 219 amino acids. The record is from RefSeq and is a predicted model, not a curated record. Lineage: Eukaryota; Fungi; Ascomycota; Eurotiomycetes; Eurotiales; Aspergillaceae. The transcript has 2 exons.